AUGUCAGCUCGGUCAUGUUAUCAGCUGUGUCCAAUCACAGCUGAUCACAUCACUGAUGAUCAGUGUGCCCUGAUGAUCUGUGUAGCCCCAGCAGCGCCACCUGUCAGUGUCCAUCAGAGCAAGCUCUCAGUGCUCAUCCAUGCCACCUGCCAGUGCCACAUCAAUGCCACAUAUCAGUGCCCAGCUGAGCUCCCUUUCAGUGUCACCCAUCAGUGCCACCUAUCAGUGCCAGUCAAUGCCGCCUAUCAGUGCCCGUCAGUGCCACCUAACAGUGCCAGUCAGUGCCGUCUGUCAGUGCCAUAUAUGAGUGCUGCC
Messenger RNA from Staurois parvus, 315 nucleotides. The record is from the annotation of a GenBank genome assembly. NCBI's taxonomy places the organism in Eukaryota, Metazoa, Chordata, Amphibia, Anura, Ranidae.